Pteronotus mesoamericanus is the source of this 2055-nucleotide messenger RNA. It is a transcript of the gene EMC6, whose product is annotated as ER membrane protein complex subunit 6. Gene Ontology annotation, cellular component: endoplasmic reticulum; EMC complex; membrane. The transcript has 2 exons. Gene Ontology annotation, biological process: autophagosome assembly; protein folding in endoplasmic reticulum. Bases 179 to 511 code for a protein of 110 amino acids. The record is from RefSeq and is a predicted model, not a curated record. Lineage: Eukaryota; Metazoa; Chordata; Mammalia; Chiroptera; Mormoopidae.
CGCCAGAGGGCGGGAGUGAGGGGUUGACGCAUGCGCAGCCGGGCCUUCCCAGCAGUCUCUAGAGCAACAUGGCGCCGCGGGGUUCUGUACCUGUGACUGUCUGAGGGAAGGCCAAGUAACUGUCUGCGGCCGUGUUCCAGCUCCGCGGGAAAGCAGAGACUGAGCCCCGGAGGGUGCGAUGGCCGCUGUGGUGGCCAAGCGGGAAGGGCCGCCGUUCAUCAGCGAGGCAGCUGUGCGAGGCAACGCCGCAGUCCUGGAUUACUGCCGCACCUCAGUGUCAGCGCUGUCGGGGGCCACGGCCGGCAUUCUCGGCCUCACCGGCCUCUACGGCUUCAUCUUCUACCUGCUAGCCUCCAUCCUGCUCUCCCUGCUCUUAAUUCUCAAGGCGGGAAGGAGGUGGAACAAAUAUUUUAAGUCACGAAGACCUCUGUUUACAGGAGGUCUCAUCGGAGGCCUCUUCACCUACGUCCUGUUCUGGACAUUCCUCUAUGGCAUGGUGCACGUCUACUGAAAUGGGGGCAGGGAUGACUUUCUAAAAAAACCAGAUUGGGAAGACUAUUGCCAGAAAUUAACAACGUGUAGAGUUACUUAGUUUUUAAAUUGUUGAAUUCGCUGCUUGUUCUGUAACGUUAUAAGUAACUUAUAUCAAGACGAAGAGCUUGUAAUAUUCUUCAGAUUAAAUGAAGCGUGAGACACUGGGUGGAGUUUUUUCCUACCGUAACGCAUACCCCCUGUCUGCCGUGGCUGCAGAAUCGCCGAGUUUUGACGCUUGGAGAGCUGGGACUGAGGCUUAGUCUUCUGUAAUUUCCUUGCAUUUACACUAGGGCCUAAAUACGCAGAGAACUUAACAUCCAAAGAACUAAUAACAAUAUUUAUUGUGUGUUCUAUAGGCCAGGCAUUGUGCCUUGUACGUUUUAUGCCCAUUAUCUCAUUUAAUUCUAGCAAUAUCCUCAUGGAGUAGAUAUGAUUAUUGUCCCCCGUUGAUGAACGUAAGGCGGCAGAGGAGGCACAGUUUCAAAAAGGCAGAGGCAGGACUCAGAUGCAGGUCUCUUCAUUGCUCUUGCCGUAUUGGCUGAGUGAACUUGUUCAGAGCCCAGCCUUCCCUUCCACUAACCCCUGCUUUCAGGUAUGAAUGAUGUCCUGUCAGUUCCAUUUCACCUAGUUACAGCUAAAUGUCAUUUUCAUUUAAAAAAAAUUCAAGCUCUUUUUUAAAAUACGAAGAUUAUACAAACUGGACAUUUUUAAACUAAACAUUGGGCUUGUCUAGAGUGAACAUGUUGCUCAUAGAAUUUAUAGUCUAACUGGCAAGACCAGCAUCACCUAAUUCCACAGAUAUUUAAGUGAUGGUAAGAGCUAGGAAAAGAGUACACAGGAACCCCAAGCUGAACCCAAGUUGGGAGGUGAGGUCGAGAAAGGCUUCUUUGAGGAAAUAACAGAGAAGCGAAGGUUAAAUGACAGCCAAGUAAAGUGUGGAGAAGGAGGUACUUACUUGCAAGAAAGCACACAUGUGAGGGCCAUUGGUCAGGAAAGAACCUGGCCUGUACUUGAAGCGUUAGAGCAGCUAUGGGGUAGACCUGGACUGGGUCACCGAGGGCCACGGUGGGGUGUGUGGCUUUGAUUCUAAGAGUAACAGAGAGUCUGGAAGUACUGGGGGAGGCCUUUGGGAGUUUUAGUUCGGUGUUAAUGUGAUCAGAUUUGGAUGAUUUUUUUUUUUUUUAUUUAAAUCAGUUUUAGAUCAGAAGGGAUCUGAGAGCUUGAAUUCAAGUUGCCUAGGCAGGUGGUAUUGGCCCAUGGCCAGUGAUGGAAAUGGAUCUGGGACCCAGGCUUCCUGAAUUCCAUUUUGGGUUCCGGUCCAUGUGCUCACACGUUGAAGCCAAGAAGCAGCUGAGGCCACAGCUCUGCCCCCCUGUCCCCCAGUGACUUCAUCGGAGCCCUUACCCUGACCGCCGGCACUGACGGUGCUUGCAGUCAUGGUUUGCACCCCCUCUCCAGAACUCCGCAGUCCUGCUCAGCGCCUUCUCUGAGUGGGAAGAGAGGAUUCGUUCCUGAUGCGCG